AUGGCACCAAAGAAAAGGAAACAAGCUUCAUCUAAUCAAGGAGAUACAUUUGUUGUUUUACGUGAUAGCAAAACUUCAACUUUACAUUUGAUUCCAACGAAUCAGUUAUCAUAUUCAAAAAGAGAGAACUUAAAGAUUAGUACAGCGGCUACUUUCAAUGGUGCUGGUGAUGUAUCUCGUGGGUUCAAGGGAAUAAUUCUUGCGAAAGGCACAAGAGAUCAAUGUCAACAGAGUUUGUCGAUAAUAGAAAAGACAAACUCAAAAGAUGGACAGAUUUCAAAUGAAGUAAAAUCCGAUUCAUCACAUACUUUACAUAUCGAUGAACGUACUGAAUCAAGUGAUAGCGAUGAUCAUGAAAAUGCCGAAAACCAGCCCGAUAUCGAAAAUAAAACUGGACCUGAUUUACCUAUUUCUGAAGCACUUGCUACAUCAGUUCAAAAGAAAUCGAACACUGCAGAUAUGUCAUCUUCAACUUUUGUUAAUACUGACACUUCUUCAGCUACGACAGCGAAUUUAAGUUCAUCUAGUGACGCUGCAUUAAUAGAUUUAACGAAUGGUGCUGGUAUGGGAAGUAAAAGGAACGAAGCUUCAAUGGAAUCAAAAAUUGUCACUAACAAGAAAAUAAAACUUUCUGGAACAUUUACUCAGGCUGCGUGUGAAAAACUAGCACGUGAAAACGUACAGUUGAAAAAAGAAUUAGACAUGUACAAGGAAAACUGGAUGCCACGACCAACUGGGGCAGCUAAGAAUUAUAUCGUCGAUGUUGGAAGAGUUUUAUCCGGCGAAUUAAAUAAUAACGAAGAAGAUAAAGGUGAAAAAUUAGAAAACAUAUGCACGACUUUAGGAUUGAACGAAAAAGAAUUGAAAUCUUGUGAGCACAAGACUGAUAUUACUAAGACUUGCCGACAGAUCGUUAAAAAACUCUAUUCAGAACCUAAAGAACGUGCUAAACUCAGCGUUGUAAAAAUGGAUCUCCAGGUGUUACAAGCAAUUCAUAGUUAUGCGAAACUCGCUCAUCCAGCGAUGUCAAACAUUCAAAAUUGUAUGCUGAAUAACGCUAUCGGAAAUGUCUUUGCAACUGAUAAACGAAAAUACGAAAACGACGAAACAAAUGUAUCUGAAGAAGAGGAAACAGAAGAUGAUGACGUAACUAAUUAA
Molecule: messenger RNA, 1158 nt
Organism: Adineta ricciae
Lineage: Eukaryota; Metazoa; Rotifera; Eurotatoria; Adinetida; Adinetidae
Source: the annotation of a GenBank genome assembly